GUGUGCCAUGCGCGGCAGAUCGGGAGGUGAGCUUGGUCAUUUCCCUCGGUCUGGCCUCUUUUUAAUCCUGACAACGUUUUUCUGCAGUGGGAAGGGUGAAGGGUUGCAGCCGUGCUGUCGAAGUUCACAUUAAGGGCUAGCGUGGAUGCGCAAAUUCCGGGUGCACUGCUCUCCCCCAGGCUGUCGUAUCGAGAGUAAAGAAAAGGUUAAUCUAAGUGGACGGUAUGGUCGACAACUCCAGUAGCAGCAAGGCGCAAAUGACAAGUUUAUCUCAGGAGGGCAGUCUGAGUGGCGGGUUUUCCCAGGCAGGCCUGGCUAGUGCUGCAGGCGUGAAGCUGGAAGCGGUCAUGGAGCAACUGCAGAAGCAGCAGCAGGCCAAGCUGGAGAUGGAGCGCAAGGAGAGACACCUGAGGGAGGCCCAGAUCCUCUACGCCCAGCAGGUGGCCGCACAACAGGCCAUCCUGGCCAACGCCCGCGCCCAAGGCGGCCCCCUACCACCAGAGUUCUAUGGCAAGAACUCCAGGGACCGGGCACUGAAGGUGGGCACGGGGCACCAGGCCAACAGAGUGGCCACACAGAGCAGUGUGGACUCCAUGCGUGAGGAGGAGGAUGAAGAUGAUGAUGAUGAUGAUGAAGACGACAUGGAGCGGCGCAGAGGCUCUGAGGGUGAGGAAGACGAGGAUGAGGAGAUGGUGGAGGGCGAGGAAGGCAGCGAGGAGGACGAGGGAGAGGGCCUGGAGUUCCUGCGACAGCAGAGUCUGGCGCUGCAGCAGGCGGCGUCCGGCGUGACCCCGUUUCCCUUCCCUGUCUACUCCGCCUCGGCCUCGCCAUCUGCCGCCAAGAAGAGGCCCCGCUCCCCUAGCGCCAAGGUGAAGGACGAACCCGAGGACAAGAGCCUGUCCCCUGCCGGACCGCACUCCUUCUCCACACCCAACGGCAUGGCCGACUGGGGCUUUGACGAGUCCUUCAAACAGAAUGGCAGCGCCGGCUGGAGUGAAGAGGGCGAUGGAGGAAGAGGAGCCAAAGGAGAAGCAUCCAGAGACUUUGCCAAGCUUUAUGAGCUGGACAGUGACCCCAACAGGAAGGAGUUCCUGGACGACCUUUUCACCUUCAUGCAGAAGAGAGGGACCCCAGUGAACCGCAUCCCUAUCAUGGCAAAGCAAGUGCUGGACCUCUACAAGCUCUUCAAGUUGGUCACUGAGAAGGGAGGCCUGGUGGAGGUCAUCAAUAAGAAGAUCUGGAGAGAGAUCACCAAAGGCCUCAACCUACCUACCUCCAUCACCAGUGCUGCCUUUACGCUCCGCACACAGUAUAUGAAGUACCUGUACCCUUACGAGUGUGAGAAGAAGGGUCUGAGUUCUCCAGGUGAGCUCCAGGCGGCCAUCGACAGUAACCGGCGUGAGGGCCGCCGUCCCAGUUACAGCAACAGCCUGUACCGCUUCUCGCCGUCCCCCAGCGGAACCUCCCACAUCCUCACCCCGCCCAAGGUCCACCUGCCCUCCUCCGCCCACAACGGCCUGCAGGAGAGCGGCAGCCCUGCCCUCAAGAAGGGCACAGUGCCGGAGGAGGGUCCUGCGUCCAUGUUGCCGGGGCGACUGCCCCUGGCGUUGGCGCUUGGUCACCAGCAGCAGCUGGCGCGUGCGGCGACCCUGGAGCAGCUGCGUGAGCGUCUAGAGACAGGCAUGGGCAUGGGGGCGGGCGCGCUGGAUGGACAGGACCGCAGCAUGGCACGGCUGGCCGAGGAGCAGCACCGACUCCUGCAGCAAGCUUUCCAGCACAACCUGCUGGCCAUGGCCUCGCAGGUCAACUCUGCCGGGCUGCACCUUGGAGCACCAAAAGCAGAGGACAAGCAAGACAAACAGAAGCAGGACAUGUCUCUCAGCAUCUCCUCCAAUGGAUCCACCAGCAUCACUGUGUCUGUGGAAGUCAACGGAACUGUCUACACAGGGACGCUGUAUGCCCAGAAGGUCUCUGGCGGGGUGCCCACCUGCUCCACAGCGACCCCUGCUGGCCAGAGUGGAAGUCCUAAUGUGUCCUCCUCAUCCAAAGGCCCCAGCUCAGCUGACCCCCCCAGCUGCACCUCCCCAUAACCUCCCCAUACCCCAACCCCCCCCCCCACACACACACACACACACACACACACACACACACACACACACAUAUUUUGCAUCUCCAGUCUCUGGAGGGGUGAGAUGACACCCCCACCCCACCCAACAGGCUCUCAGCAGCACCCUAUGACCCCUACCCAACCAAAUCCAGACGCCUAUGACAAACACACACACACACGUCGCCUCAGGAAGGAGUCUCAAAGUGAAUGUACUGAACUUUUUAAAAAUGGAAAACAAACUGCAACACGAUUACCUCAUAUUUUUAGCCCUCAUACUGUUCAAGGAGAAGAAUGUGUUACUUUACUAAAGUGUGGAUGUCAUAAUACACAUAAGCAGUCACACAUGAAUAUAUACACACACACACACUCACACAUUCACAUACACAAGCAAUGCAAUUAUAGUAGUAGAGUAGAUUGCUCUGCCAAACUACUGUAGUGUGUGUUGAAGUUUAAGUGUGUCACACACCUCAAACAUACCUCACCUGGAGGAGUCCACACACAUACACACACACACACACACAUACACAUACCCACUUUAUAUGGAGGAGUCUACAGAUGCACACACAUCUACCUCAAGGAGUCUGCGCGCAUGCACGCACACCUUACCUCAUGGAUCCUCCAUGCACAUACACACACACACCUUACCUCAUAGAGUCUGCACACACACACCUCACCUCACAUCAUAGUCUGCACACACACACACACACACACCUUACUUCAGCUCAUAGAGUCUGUAUCCACUUCUCAGGUUGUCCUCAGGAACUGCAGACGAACUCUGGGAGAAAUCUCAGCACAUGACUCAGCUCACCUGACCUCACUUCACGCUGUGUUGUGUUGCGUUGGGUUAUGUUGCACUGCGCUUAUCUCAGCUGCCCACCAGAGGGCGCUGUGCUCUGUGAGCGGAGAGGUCCUCACUCUUCUCUCCCACAACCCACUGCAGCUGCAUGUUACGAUCAAUGAACUUUGACCCCGGGAAUGUGGCAUGUGUGUGUGUGUAAGCCGUGAAGUCGUGCGUGGCAUCUCCCUUUUAUCCUUAUGUUUUUGUUUUCUUUUAAUUUUGCUUGAUCUUUCUAGCUUGAUAAAAUCCAGAACUAUAAUUUUGAGUUCGGUAUAAGCAGUUUUGUAUUUUAUUUUACCAGUAUUUAGGCCUUUUUUUCUCAAGGCAAUUGAUUGGUCCAUAUGAUUGUUGAUGGGAUCUGAUUGGUUGUCUCUUUAGUUGACCUGAAGAUAUUUGUGUAGCUAUUACGCUUGAGACAUGCCUGUUCAAGUGAACGCUGCUUUUCAUCAGGUUCUUCAUCUGUCAAUCAUAGAGAAGGCGUGAGACUAUCAUUCACAGGCUGUGGACAUCACUAAAGUUGUACUCUGUGUGAAGACUGAGUGGCCCUUUUAAAUGGAGUCACACUUUCAACAGCAAUAUAAAUAUUAUUAUUAUUAUUAUUUUAAUACCGAACAUAAAGUACCACGUUAUGUUUUCCUUCUUUUUUGUAAAACUGUGUUGUUAAAUUUCAGACCUCAUUUUCCUUUCCAUAUUGGAAAGUUUGUCUCAGGAAGUUCAAAUGGAUAUUUUACAGAUAUAUUGCAAAAAAAAAAACCUUGAAACCUCAUGUGGAAAUGGAACAAACCUCAAACUUGACAAUGCUACCUCAUCAUAAAAACCGUUGGCCUCAAA
Alosa sapidissima (American shad) is the source of this 3776-nucleotide messenger RNA. RefSeq names its product AT rich interactive domain 3B (BRIGHT-like) (gene arid3b). Gene Ontology annotation, molecular function: DNA binding. The transcript has 9 exons. Gene Ontology annotation, biological process: regulation of transcription by RNA polymerase II. The coding region runs from base 225 to 2090 and encodes 621 amino acids. The record is from RefSeq and is a predicted model, not a curated record. NCBI's taxonomy places the organism in Eukaryota, Metazoa, Chordata, Actinopteri, Clupeiformes, Clupeidae. Gene Ontology annotation, cellular component: nucleus.